Echinostoma caproni is the source of this 1200-nucleotide messenger RNA. Lineage: Eukaryota; Metazoa; Platyhelminthes; Trematoda; Plagiorchiida; Echinostomatidae. The record is from the annotation of a GenBank genome assembly.
AUGAUCACAGGCUCCAUAUUUCGUGUCCACGGUGAGAUAGUUCACAUUGGUUUCCUGAAUCUGGCCGGUGAACCGUGUCCGAUACCGUCGAACCGAUGGGACGAAUCUCUGUUUGCUGCCAAAGCUCCCGGUUUGUUGGUCAAACAAACUUCAGUUACCUCAUCUGCGGUGUCUCCCACAGCUGAAGGCGGUCUACGCCAGGGUGAUAGCUCAGCUGCAGCACGGCGACUGGGCACCGGACAUCAGUCGGGCAAAGAACGAAGAACUGGGCCAGGUGCCACACGCAAUUCCUCAUCCUCAACCUCUUCAUCCUCUGGGCCUUCGGGCCCCAAUACUUCGGGUGGCAUGCAUCCCGGCAUGAUGUCUGGUCAGUCGAGUCUAUCCGGAGCAAUGGAUUCUCCUUCGGCCGGAGCAGCUGGUCUCACUGAGGCGGAUAAACAACUACUGGUCGUAUGUUCUGAAAAACAGGCCCGAGUAAUCGCUUUGCCUUCGCAAACUUGUUUGUACAAGGUGAAGAUAACCGAGACGAGUACAGUCGUUCGUGCCGCAGUCCAACGUCUUCGCGGAUCCGGCUCAGUUGGGAAUUCAGACAACCCGGGCACAAGCGCUUUCUUGGCCUGUUAUCUGGCCAACGGUCAUUUUGUCGCCCUGUCCCUGCCUAGUCUGCGACUACUGAUGGAUGUGGACUAUUUACCCUGGACCGAAUGUGUCUCGCGCUCAUUCGCAUUCGGUCAGCAUGGGCAGGCAGUGUAUUUGACGUCACCGUCAGAGCUUGUUAAAAUUACUUGGUCAGCCGAUGUUUGUGCCAACCUGCGGGAUAUGCAAGGUGAUUUAUUCUUGCCGUGCGCAAUGCCCGAACCGCCGAAAAAGAACUUUUUCAAAAAUCUCCUCUCGGGCACUCUUCCCUCCUCAGUGGACCGGGAUGAGCUGUUCGGAGAAAGUGCAUCAGGUAAAAGCAUGCCGGGUACAAGCACUCUUUUGCCGAGUGCUCGGAUGGACAAGUUGUCCGCGCAGGCCAGCGCUGGCACUUCGGAGAUUGCACGUGCACGCAACGCAGCCAUCGAACGGGGCGAACGUCUGGGUCAGCUGGACCUGCAAACACAAGAGAUGAUGGAGCAAGCCAAGGGAUUUGGGCGAUCCGCUGCAAUGCUUGCGGCCAAGUACGAGAAGAAAGACAAACGCUGGGGAUGGCCACUGUGA